Coregonus clupeaformis (lake whitefish) is the source of this 2921-nucleotide messenger RNA. RefSeq names its product kelch-like protein 23. Gene Ontology annotation, molecular function: protein binding. The transcript has 4 exons. The record is from RefSeq and is a predicted model, not a curated record. The coding region runs from base 932 to 2617 and encodes 561 amino acids. NCBI's taxonomy places the organism in Eukaryota, Metazoa, Chordata, Actinopteri, Salmoniformes, Salmonidae.
AAACAUGCUAGCUCUGGUCCAGGGCGUUAUGUGUGGCUUGAGCCUCGACCUCAAUGCCCUGCAUAUUUCGAUUAAUAUAAUUGAUAUCAAAUCAAACGAUUUAUCAUUAGCGAAUUAAUUUAAUUUGCUUGUGAUAGCUCCUGUUUAGCUGUAAUCAGCACAUUUUUGACCACCGUUUACUUGGCGAUACUUUCCUCAUUCUCGAUUCGGAAUGCACCGGUGUCUUAUAAACCUCUGUGGCCAGUUGCAGGUGGAACUCCAAAAACCAGAGAAUAUUCUGAAAAAUAUUUCAUCCACUUUUUGCACCACAUGAGGAGGUUCCUCGCCACCUUAGCUGCCGGAGAUCUGGCAUUUGCCAUCUGCACGAACUGGUCAUUUCUAACACCUCGAUCACACCGACAGUUUUUUUGCGUAAAAUGGUUCUCAGCCUCAUCUGGAUAUGUAUGCAAGAAAAGUUCAACACACCUUCUGCUAUCAUUUCUGUCAAGCCGUCUACACAUACGUUCAAUUUAUCCAACGUUUGCACCACACAGAACGCACUGCAACUACCGCUGCAAGGCAAACGCGGCGUUCCAUUGCAUUUUAAUAUACUUCUGAUGUACCAAAACGCAAAUUCUCUGUAGGUUUGAUCGAGGUGCGCCACGGUCACAUGCAGAAGAAGACUACAGCACAGUGCUACCGAAAACAAAACAAACAUUUACACAUGUACAAGAUGCCAUUUCUCACUCUGUACAAAACGUGGAUUUCAUAUCUUUCUGAAUAUUUCCUCAUUAUCGGAGUUCCACCUGUAACUGGACGUAGAGGUUUAUAAGACACCGGCCCCUUCCGAAUUAGAGAACAAAGAAAGUGUCGCCAAGUAAAGCCAACAGAGAACCAGAGAAAGGUCGCACCAGAGAAAGUAAGACGAGGGGAGGACCGUGGCUGUUGUGACAUGGCCAGGAGAAAUCAAGAGCUGGUGCCGUAUACUUUAAGAGCAACACCUUCUCCUGUGUUAUGCCCCGAUAACGACAGUGCCGACGAGGAGGCUGAGAUAAAUGUGAUGAUACCUGACACAGUUCUUCACGUAGAGACAGAAUCCUUCUUUGUGAACCGUCAACAGCUGGCUCUUCAGAGCCCCUAUUUCCGUGCACUUUUCUAUGGCGGUGGCAGAGAGAGUGGCAAGCGCCACGUUGAGAUCAAAGGUGUGGGUGUGGACCAGUUUCGUGUCCUGAUGGAAUACACCAAGACAUCCAAGCUGUCUCUCAGCAGAGAGAAUGUCCUGAGGAUCCUAGAGACAGCAGACUUCCUCCAGCUGGAGAGACCCAGGCUCCUAUGCUGCAAGUUCCUGGAGAGAGAGCUGCAUCUGAGCAACUGCUUGGGCAUGAUGGCCUACGCUUGGCAGCUGGGAUGCCGGGAGCUCUACACAGCAGCACGUGAGGUGGCUCUAACCCACUUACCUGCUAUCGCCACAGAGGAGGACUUCAUGUACCUGUCCAAGGAGAGUGUGGCAGACCUCCUUGCCAGUGAUAAACUGUUUGUACCCAGGGAGGAUCAAGCCUUGGAGAUGACCUUACGCUGGGCAACCUUUGACCCCAGUCGGGAGGAGGACUUCAUGGAGUUGGUGGAACUGGUGCAACCAGAGAGCCUGUCUCUGCCCUACAUCACUGAUCUGCUCACCAGGCUCAAAGGGUCCGACCCACGAGCCAAACUCAUCUGUAAACUGAAUGACAAUUUUCCUACUAGCUGGUCUAUGGGCAGGUCCGUACCUCGGACUCGGGCCAGAGAGACACUGUACAUACUCGGAGGGCCCCAUGACCAGGACAAACAGUCUCUCUACCAGUUUUACCCCCACAGUGGGAGAUGGCAGUCCCAUGCACCACUUCAGAGGAAGAAUCUCACCCAGUACUCUGUGGCAGCAGUAGAAGAAAACAUUGUAGUCACCGGAGGUAACUUCCGUGAUGAGAUCUUUUGGUACAGCGUGGACUGGGUGCGGAUGUUCCAGUGUGGGAAUGAGCGUUGGGUGGAUGGCCCUCCGCUGCAGAAGUCCAGGCACAGCCACUGCUCUGUGGGCCUGGGGCAGGAGCUGUAUGUCCUGGGGGGCAGCAUGGACGAGGGGCCUGUGGCCCACGUGGAGAAGCUGCUGCUGGGAGCACAGGGCUGGGAGGAGGUCAGCCCCAUGGUGCGGGCUGUGGAUAGGGCUGCCACAGUCACUCUGGGUGGGUGUAUCUAUGUCGCCUGUGGACUGGAUGAGAAUGGGGAGGUGUACAGUGGCAUUCAGAGGUACCUGGUGAAGGAGGACCAAUGGGACGUGGUCACCUACUCCCCUCUGCCCAGGUAUGACCUUCUUGCAACAGUGCUCAACGGAGCCCUCUAUCUCCUGGGAGGUCAGGCAUUGCGGCUAGAUGUGGAGACAGACGAAUGGACAGUUCUAGAAGAAGAAUGUCUGGACAGAAAGUUCUUUGGUGGCUGCACCACAGUCAAUGGGCAGAUCUACCUGCUGAGCGAGCGAAAGAUGAACAAAGCAUUCCCAAACAUGGUACUGAUGGAUCCUUACAUCGACACCUGCAUGGAAAUAGACAAUGCCAUACCCUGUCCUGUGCCUCUCCGUGGCUGUAUCACCAUGCGCAUAGUCACAUGACACUAGUGAGUUACCAGUAAACAUUUAGCAGUUCACAUCCUUCUCACCAACUCCCUCACCCCAAAAUAAGAGAUAUUGUAUUGAAAUGGUCAGACACUUAUCAGCUAUUGAUUUAGCUUUUGAAUGAAAAGGUACAAACACAUUUAUCAAUAGUUUGAUAAAAGUUAUUUAUUGAUUGUGUUGAACUGGCCACAGAGUGAACAAACUUAUGAGGUGUGUGCAUUCAGAACAAGACUAGUCGUGUUAUUGCCAUUUCUAUUGUUGCACUAGAAUAACUUUUAAUAAAAUAAACAUCCAGUAAUCA